AUGAAGGGUUCCGCCGUAGCGACAACGCUCACCUUGGGUGCGUCCGUCGCGCUUGCCGCUCCCUCCAUCCAGGCGCGUGACGAUAUCACCGCGGUCACUGUGAAGGGAAAUGCCUUCUGGAAGGGUGACGAGCGUUUUUACAUGCGUGGUGUCGACUACCAGCCCGGUGGCUCCUCCAACCUGGCCGACCCCAUCUCUGAUGCCGAGGGCUGCAAGCGCGACAUCGAGAAGUUCAAGGACCUCGGCCUGAACACCAUCCGCGUCUACUCGGUGGAUAACUCGAAGGACCAUGACGAGUGUAUGAAUGCCCUGGCGGAUGCUGGCAUCUACCUGGUGCUCGAUGUCAACACUCCCAAGUACUCCCUCAACCGUGCUAGCCCCAAGAUCUCCUACAAUGAGGCGUAUCUUCAGUAUAUCUUCGCUACUGUCGAUGCCUUUGCCAAGUACAAGAACACUCUGGCUUUCUUCUCCGGUAACGAGGUUAUUAAUGAUGGCCCCUCGUCCAAGGCCGCUCCCUACGUCAAGGCUGUCACCCGUGAUCUCCGCCAGUACAUUCGCAGCCGUAACUACCGUGAGAUCCCUGUUGGAUACUCUGCUGCCGACAUCGACACCAACCGUCUGCAGAUGGCUCAGUUCAUGAACUGCGGUAGUGAUGACGAGCGCAGUGACUUCUUCGCUUUCAACGACUAUUCCUGGUGUGACCCUUCCUCUUUCAAGACUUCCGGCUGGGACAAGAAGGUUGAGAACUUCACUGGCUAUGGCCUUCCUCUUUUCCUUUCUGAGUACGGUUGCAACACCAACAAACGUCAGUUCCAGGAAGUCGGAUCCCUGUACAGCGAGGACAUGACUGGUGUCUAUUCCGGUGGUCUGGUCUACGAGUACUCCCAGGAGCCCAGCAAAUACGGCCUCGUUGAGAUUAACGAUGGCAAGGUUAAGACUCUCGCUGACUACGACGCCCUGAAGUCGGCCUUCGACAAGACCAGCAACCCCAAGGGCGAUGGUGGCUACAACAAGACCGGUGGUCCCAAUCCCUGCCCCGCCAAGGAUUCCCCCAACUGGGAUGUUGACAGCGAUGCUCUUCCUGCCAUUCCCGAGGGUGCUAAGAAGUUCAUGAAGGACGGUGCUGGCAAGGCUGAGGGUUUCUCUGGCAAGGGUAGCAUGAGCGGUGGUGGUAGCACUUCCACUGGCACUGCCGAGCCCGGUUCUGGCUCUGCCUCUGGCAGCAGCUCCAGUGGAUCCUCCUCUAGCACAUCAGCAUCUGCUGGUGUCAUGAACAUCCCCAACAUUUCCCUGGCUCCUAUUGUCGUCAGCAUGGUGACUAUCAUGUCUACUUUCGUAGGCGCUGGUCUCAUUCUUGUUUAA
Messenger RNA from Aspergillus alliaceus, 1362 nucleotides. It is a transcript of the gene gel1, whose product is annotated as 1,3-beta-glucanosyltransferase gel1. Gene Ontology annotation, cellular component: fungal-type cell wall; cytoplasm. The record is from RefSeq and is a predicted model, not a curated record. The transcript is spliced from 2 exons. Gene Ontology annotation, biological process: fungal-type cell wall (1->3)-beta-D-glucan biosynthetic process. Lineage: Eukaryota; Fungi; Ascomycota; Eurotiomycetes; Eurotiales; Aspergillaceae. Gene Ontology annotation, molecular function: 1,3-beta-glucanosyltransferase activity. The coding region runs from base 1 to 1362 and encodes 453 amino acids.